Molecule: messenger RNA, 1480 nt
Organism: Vigna unguiculata (cowpea)
Lineage: Eukaryota; Viridiplantae; Streptophyta; Magnoliopsida; Fabales; Fabaceae
Gene: RDUF2
Product: zinc finger (C3HC4-type RING finger) family protein
Biological process (GO): protein ubiquitination
Cellular component (GO): cytoplasm
Molecular function (GO): ubiquitin protein ligase activity
Source: RefSeq, a predicted model, not a curated record
CUAUUGCGCACCCAUUUGGAAUUUGGCAAUUAUAAUUUCAUUUCCUCUCUCAACUUUUUCUUCUCAACAAAACAAAAACAUGAGCUCCGACACGACGUCGUAUUGGUGCUACAGCUGCACCCGCUUCGUUCACAUCCAGGAACACAACGAUGUCGUUUGUCCCCGCUGCCAGGGCGGUUUCGUCGAGAAGGUCCAGGCCGGCCACUCGCCGGCAGUCUCCCUCAUCGCUGACGGCGCCACCAGAAGGCAGGGGUUCCGCCGCCGACGCCGCAACGCCGGGACGCACUCGCCGUUCAACCCGGUGAUCGUGCUCCGGGGGCCGGGGGAGGACGAGGAGAGCAGUUUUGAGUUGUACUACGACGGCGACGAUGGCGCGGGUCUCCGGCCGCUGCCCUCGACGAUGUCGGAGUUUUUGCUCGGAUCGGGAUUCGAUCGGUUGCUGGAGCAGGUUUCGCAGAUCGAGAUCAACGGCUUCGGGAGGUCGGAGAAUCCGCCGGCGUCCAAGGCGGCGAUAGAGUCAAUGCCGACGGUGCAAAUCGCUGAGUCUCAGGUCGUGACAGAGACGCACUGUGCUGUUUGCAAAGAGGCCUUCGAGCUGGGCGCGCUGGCGCGUGAGAUGCCGUGCAAGCACCUCUACCACUCCGAUUGCAUUCUCCCGUGGCUCUCGAUGCGAAACUCGUGCCCGGUGUGCCGCCACGAGUUGCCCUCGGAGCAGUCAUCAUCUGAGAGCAGAGUUGCGGGCCAGAUCGAGGAGGAAGCAGUAGGUUUGACCAUCUGGAGACUGCCUGGCGGCGGAUUCGCUGUGGGUAGGUUCGCCGGUGAGAGCCACUUGCCGGUGGUGUACACGGAGAUGGAGAGUGGUGGGAAUUCGAGCGAAGGUUCCAGGAGAAUCUCUCUGUCAGUUGGAAGCGGGAGAGUCAGGGAAAGUCGCGGUGGAUUUGGCAGAAUAUUCCGCAAUUGGUUUGGGAGAAUUGGGGCUUUGACCAGAAGCCGUAGCCUUUCAACCUCGCUCUUCAGUAGAAGAAGAAGUAGCAGUAGCACGAGAACAUCAUGGGUUUUGGAAGAUUGAUUUGGGUGGAGUUGCAUUUUGGAAGCAAGUUUUCAAAUUUCAGUUUGAGAAUUGAGAUUCUUACUGUAAAUAGGCAUAGAAAUGGGUACAACUACGUAGUUAGAAGUCUCUUUGCAAUAGAUGUGUACCCUGUUUGUUUUAUUCUUUCUCCAGAAAUCAUCACCGAAGGGGACUCCAGAGAAAGAUUGUUCUUGCUGCAGAACACACCAUUGGGGAAGAAGCCAUGCUAAAUUACUUGAUUUGUUUAAUGUUCAUACGUUUUCGUCGCAUAUUCUUUGUAAGCAUUGUUUUUAGUUCAAUUCCGUAUGUUUUCCCAAUCUCAAGUGUGAAAUUCAGCAGAAUGAUUAUUAUUAAUUGAUAUAAGCCUUAGUGGUCUGAGUUAUUCCAAAUGCAGCAGAAUGAUUCAUUUUA